Molecule: messenger RNA, 1413 nt
Organism: Physella acuta
Lineage: Eukaryota; Metazoa; Mollusca; Gastropoda; Physidae
Product: endoplasmic reticulum-Golgi intermediate compartment protein 2
Biological process (GO): retrograde vesicle-mediated transport, Golgi to endoplasmic reticulum; endoplasmic reticulum to Golgi vesicle-mediated transport
Cellular component (GO): endoplasmic reticulum; membrane; COPII-coated ER to Golgi transport vesicle
Source: RefSeq, a predicted model, not a curated record
AAAACACUAAGACGAAUACAUGCAAUGCUAAAUACAACACUCAUAAAUAGAAAGCAAGCCUUAAAAGUUGUCAAGGAGCUUGAUGCUUUUCCUAAAGUACCUGAUGGCUAUCAAGAAACUUCUGCUACAGGGGGAGGAUUGUCUAUUGUAACGUUUAUUCUAAUUGGCCUGCUUAUUAUAUCAGAAGUCAGUUACUAUACUGAUACAGAGAUGAAGUUUGAAUAUGUUGUGGAUUCCAAUUAUUCUGGGAAAGUAAAGCUGAAUAUAGAUAUGACAGUGGCCAUGAAAUGUCAUCAUGUUGGAGCUGAUGUACUAGACCAAACUGGACAAGAUGUUCUUGGUUUUGGUCAUCUUCAAGAAGAGCCAGUAUUUUGGGAGUUAAGUGAGGAUCAACAAAACUACCAACGUUUUGUUCAAGAAAUUAAUGAUUAUUUCUCCAAAGAAUAUCAUGCUAUCCAAGAGAUUUUGUGGAAGGGAAAUGGCAUCCCAACUUUUAGUAAUAGUAUUCCAAAAAGUGGUUUAAGACAGGGACCUGAUCAUCCAGGGCAACAUGAUGCAUGCCGGAUUCAUGGCUCACUGGAGGUCAACAAAGUUGCUGGCAAUUUUCAUAUCACUGCUGGCAAGUCUGUGCCUGUCAUUCCAAGAGGACAUGCACACCUCGCUAUGAUGAUGGACACACAAGAUUACAACUUCAGCCACAGAAUUGAUCAUUUUUCAUUUGGGAGUCCUGUAAAUGGCAUAAUAUUUCCUCUAGAUGGUUCUGAAAUAACUACCUCCUAUAAUUAUCACUCUUUUCAAUACUUUAUGCAAGUAGUUCCAACUGAAGUUCGUACAUACAAAGCUAAUAUGGACACUUAUCAGUUUGCAGUAACUGAUAAUAAUCGACCUAUCAACCAUAACGAGGGUAGUCAUGGGGUUCCUGGAAUCUUUGUUAAGUAUGAUCUUUCUCCACUUUUGAUACGUGUCAAAGAAGUGCACAGACCACUCUGGCUGUUUCUGGUCGAGUUAUGUGGCAUUAUUGGAGGAAUCUUCUCUGCUUCUGGUAUAAUAAAUGGCAUUGUAGGUUUUAUUGCUGAUAUUGUAUGCUGUAGACUCAAUUGGGGACAAAAAAAGAGUGGUAUCACAGAUAACCAGCAAUCAGUAUCUUCUGCAUCAACUUUGAUUGGCCCUAAUUUUGAUUCUAACCUUUUAAAUGACAGUAGUUUGUUUAAUUCUCUGAGCAAAAUUGAUAAUGUGCAUUAAGAGAAUAAAUUCUAUAUAUAAAAAUAAAUGUAAUUUUUAAAUUGUUGUUUGUAGAUUUUUUUUUCUGUUUGAAAAACUAUUGAUAUUAUGCUUGUUAAAAUAAAGGACUGUUUUAAUGGUUUUAUUAAGUUUUACUAAACAAGGGAUUAUUAAACUCUAGAGAAAAUGUUA